Talaromyces amestolkiae is the source of this 1188-nucleotide messenger RNA. RefSeq lists its product as uncharacterized. The transcript has 4 exons. Gene Ontology annotation, molecular function: FAD binding. NCBI's taxonomy places the organism in Eukaryota, Fungi, Ascomycota, Eurotiomycetes, Eurotiales, Trichocomaceae. The record is from RefSeq and is a predicted model, not a curated record. Bases 1 to 1188 code for a protein of 395 amino acids.
AUGACAACGAAGCUUGACAAUAUUAUUGUAGUUGGUGCUGGACCAAGCGGCCUGUUACUGGCUUUGAUGCUGGGGCAACAUGGUAUCAAGGUCGAUGUUGUAGAGGCUCUGGAUGGCCUCGACAAAAGACCUCGUGGUGUGGCCUAUGGGCCAGCCGCAGCUGUAGUGUUACAUCGUGCCAAGAUCCUGGGCAAAAUACGAGAAGUCGGGCUAACCCCUGAGUCUCUUACAUGGCGCAAGCUUGAUGGAACAAUCAUCAAUAGCCUAGCAGGCCUCCAGAGCGGAGGAGAGGAAAGCGCUACCGUGAUUCAUCCAGCUGAAGACCUUGCAGGAGUUUUUCUAGAGGAAGUCUACAAGCAGCCCAGCGUCACGGUGCACUGGGGCCAUAAAGUGGUUUCUGCUGGCCAAAGUGAAGCGAGAGCCUGGGUUGAUAUUGAAGGUGGUAAAAAGCUUGAAGGCGACUUUGUUGUGGGCUGCGACGGAGCGUCCAGUGUUGUUCGAAAGUCGCUGUUUGGCAACAAAUUUGAUGGGAAAACGUGGGACAAGAUCAUCAUGGGCACUAAUCUACGAUAUGACUUUAAAAGGUAUGGCUGGGAAGAUACAUUGUGGGKAAUCCAUCCGGAUCAUUUUGCUGUUAUCUGCCAAAUCACGCAAGACGGAGUAUGGCGCGUGUCCUACGGGGAAAACCCAGGUCUUUCCCGGGAAGAACUCCAAGCCAACAUGCCUGAGAAAUUGCGGCAGAUCCUUCCUGGAAACCCUUCGCCUGAUGAAUACCAAAUUCUCGCAUUCAACCCAUACGUGAUGCAUCAGAGAUGCGCAGAGCGUAUGAGAGUUGGUCGUAUUCUGCUGGCCGCUGAUGCUGCACAUCUCAAUAAUCCAAUGGGUGGUCUUGGCUUGACGACUGGAAUCGCCGAUAUUGGGAGUCUCGUCGACUGCUUUUACGGAAUCUAUGAUGGAAAAGCAAGCUUAGACAUUCUCGAUAAAUACGAUGAAGCCCGACGAAAUGUGUUUCAUACAGUCACGGAUGUGAUCUCCACUGCGAACUUGAAUCGAGUUCGAAGUGAUGCGGAUUCACUACUCAAUGGUGGUGAUCCUUUCUUUGCCCUUCUUGACGCAGCAAAGAAGGAUCCAAGUUUGUUCCAAAAGUUUGCCGAAGUCAGCUCUCCCAGCUCGUAUGCAAUUCACUAA